Molecule: messenger RNA, 916 nt
Organism: Anopheles aquasalis
Lineage: Eukaryota; Metazoa; Arthropoda; Insecta; Diptera; Culicidae
Product: general odorant-binding protein 67-like
Molecular function (GO): odorant binding
Source: RefSeq, a predicted model, not a curated record
GGGAUACAUGUUAGUGACUUAACUGGUGACCACUUUCUGCCGCUGGACAGUAUCGGAUGGAGAGUGACUGUGCCGCAGCUAAUGAGCCACGAAGGUGAGAAGGUGUGGUGAUCGACAUUAAAUCUAUUAAAUCUGCAUUAGAUGAGCUGGAUGAGGUGGCGCUCGUGAGUAUAAAAAGCUGCACAAAUGAAACUGUAGAGCAUCCCAGGACCCAGUACAGCAGUACGACGAAUCGGAACAACCAACUCAGGAACCUGCGCCAACAACAACAACAUGAACUCCUUCAAUGGUAACUCGAUCGUGAUGGUGGCGAUGUUGCUGCUGGUCGCCACGGUAGUGACGGCUGCACCGAACAGCUGCGCCAAGCCGGACACUCAAACGGAUCCUUUCUCGUGCUGUACCAUCCCCAAGCUGCUCGAUCUGGCCGUUGUCGGUAAGUGCUUCGAGCAGUAUCCGAUCGAUCAGCCCGAUGCAAACGGCAACAAACCGGCCACCACCUCACAGCAAACCGAUUGCAUGUCGGAGUGCAUCCUGAAUGCAACGGCCAUCUACAACCGGAAGGGCGAUCUGAACGACAAGAAGCUGAACAACGUGUUCCUCGACAGUCUGCCGAAGAACAGCCCCUGGUUGAGUGUGGUGCGCGAUGCGGUCAAGCAGUGCGGUGACAGAGCCGCCAAGCAGGAGAACGAGUUCAAGAAGGCGAUGGCGGUCCAGAAGAAGGCGGCCGGAGCGAAGGCCACCGGUCCGGUGUGCAACCCGGAGGCCAGCUUCCUCGUCGACUGCAUUCACACGACCGUCUUCAGCAACUGCCCGAGCGAGCUCCGUUCGACCGCGACCGAUUGCGAUGCGAUCUGGAAGUUCCUCAAGAACUGCCCCUUCAGUGCUCUGCGCCAGUAAGCUCAACAGCUUAACAACU